Molecule: messenger RNA, 1759 nt
Organism: Suhomyces tanzawaensis NRRL Y-17324
Lineage: Eukaryota; Fungi; Ascomycota; Pichiomycetes; Serinales; Debaryomycetaceae
Product: RuvB family ATP-dependent DNA helicase pontin
Exons: 1
Coding region: 200-1387 (395 amino acids)
Biological process (GO): chromatin remodeling; box C/D snoRNP assembly; regulation of transcription by RNA polymerase II
Cellular component (GO): R2TP complex; Swr1 complex; NuA4 histone acetyltransferase complex
Molecular function (GO): ATP binding; DNA helicase activity; ATP hydrolysis activity
Source: RefSeq, a predicted model, not a curated record
ACACCAUCACAACAUGGUUCAAAUUAACGAGGUUAAGGACACCCAAUCCAGGGAAAGCAGGACUGCUGCUCACACUCACAUCAAGGGUUUGGGCCUUGAUGAGCAUGGUGUGGCCAAAAAGGUCGAAGAUGGAUUUGUUGGCCAGGCUGAUGCCAGAGAAGCUUGUGGUAUCAUAGUCGACUUGAUCAAGAGCAAAAAAAUGUCGGGAAAGGCAAUCUUAUUGGCAGGCUCUCCUGGUACCGGUAAGACUGCGUUGGCCUUGGCCAUAUCACAGGAAUUGGGCCCAAAGGUGCCGUUCUGCCCUAUUGUUGGUUCUGAGUUGUUCAGUGCCGAAAUCAAGAAGACUGCCACCUUGAUGGAAAACUUCAGACGUGCUAUUGGUUUAAGAAUCAAGGAGACCAAGGAGGUGUAUGAAGGUGAGGUCACCGAGUUGACCCCAGAAGAAGCCGAAAACCCACUUGGUGGCUAUGGAAAGACCAUCAGCCAUGUCAUCGUGGGCUUAAAGACCGCUAAAGGUACCAAGAACUUGAGAUUGGACCCCAGCAUAUACGAAAGCAUCCAAAAGGAAAGAGUUGCCGUAGGUGAUGUGAUUUAUAUCGAGUCCAAUACUGGUGCCGUCAAGAGAGUAGGUAGAUCCGAUGCUUACGCCACUGAGUUCGAUUUGGAGGCUGAAGAAUACGUCCCAUUGCCAAAGGGAGAGGUCCACAAGAAGAAGGAGAUUGUUCAAGAUGUCACCUUACACGACUUGGAUGUCGCCAAUGCCAGACCCCAAGGAGGCCAAGAUGUGUUAUCCAUGAUGGGCCAAUUAUUGAAGCCUCGUAAAACUGAAAUAACAGACAAGUUAAGAUCCGAAGUGAACAAGGUUGUUUCCAAGUAUAUCGACCAAGGUGUUGCUGAAUUGAUCCCGGGAGUUUUGUUUAUUGAUGAGGUCAACAUGUUGGAUGUCGAAAUUUUCACUUACUUAAACAGAGCUUUGGAAAGCACGAUUGCUCCUAUUGUGGUUUUGGCUUCCAACAGAGGCUUGACUACUGUUAGAGGCUCUGAUGACGACACCAAGGUUCCUCACGGAUGUCCCCCCGAUUUGAUCGACAGAUUGUUGAUCGUGAGAACAUUGCCUUACAACAAAGAGGAAAUCAAGAUUAUUAUCUCCAAGAGAGCUACAUUGGAAGGAUUAAGUGUCACUCCAGAAGCUUUGGAGAAGUUGUCUAUCCAUGGUACCGAAGUGUCCUUACGUUAUGCUUUACAAUUAUUAGCCCCAGCAGGUAUCUUAAGUAACACCGCUGGCCGUAAUGAAAUCACCGUUGAUGACGUGGAAGAAUGUGAACUUUUAUUCUUGGACUCCCGUCGUUCCAUCAAGGUGUUAGAGGGAAGCAAAGACUUUCUUUAGAUAAGAAUGUAAAUGUAUAUUAAUGGAGUUAUUGUCCUAACUCGUUACACUCCUGUAAGAAAUCUUGAGGAGACAAGAUAUCAGUACUUCCGUAAAUGACUUUUCUACCUGAGUUGCUCGCGUUUGACCACUCUUGCAAAUCUUGGUACUCCACAUAAUUUCCUCCCCCAAUAACAAAUACUUGUGCUUCUUGGUAAGUUUGUCUUCUUGGGGGCUUGGAAUGACCACCUCUGGAUUUUGGAUCGAAGUACAAGUAAUCAUCAGUCAAUUGAAUGGAUUCGUUUGAAACAUUAGUUGGGUCCAUGAUAGCUUCAAUUACAUUGGUGAUAGGCAAUUGCUUUUUCUCUGGGAUGAAGUUUUUAACCUUGGAAG